Messenger RNA from Micromonas commoda, 898 nucleotides. It is a transcript of the gene LHCA4, whose product is annotated as chlorophyll a/b-binding protein, psi-associated, chloroplast precursor. Bases 38 to 766 code for a protein of 242 amino acids. NCBI's taxonomy places the organism in Eukaryota, Viridiplantae, Chlorophyta, Mamiellophyceae, Mamiellales, Mamiellaceae. The record is from RefSeq and is a predicted model, not a curated record. Gene Ontology annotation, cellular component: membrane. The transcript has 2 exons. Gene Ontology annotation, biological process: photosynthesis, light harvesting in photosystem I; response to light stimulus.
CACUUCAAACCACCUUACAACCUCUAUAAAGGUCAAGAUGGCGUCCAUCGUUGCUCAGCAGCUCGCCGCCGGGCUCACCCAGAAGUCCCGCACCGUCCGCCCCCGCGGCGUUGCCUCCAAGGCCCGCGCCUCCGUGCGCGUCGGUGCGGUCGCCGCGGCCCGCCCCACCUGGCUUCCCGGCUCCCCCGCGCCCGCUCACCUCGACGGCACCCUCCCCUGCGACUACGGUUUCGAUCCCCUCAACCUCGGCGCGGACCCCGAGAACCUCAAGUGGUUCGUCCAGGCUGAGCUCAUGCACUGCCGCUGGGCGAUGCUCGGCCUCGCCGGCAUGGUCGGCCCCGAGCUCCUCACCAAGAUCGGCAUGGCCGACCUCCCCAACUGGAUCGAUGCCGGCAAGUGGGACGGCUACUGGCUCGGCGCCGGUCCCCUGUUCUUCGUGCAGAUGGCCAUGAUGAACUGGGCCGAGGUCCGCCGCUGGCAGGACAUGAAGGCCCCCGGCACCAUGAACGAGGAUCCCCUCACCGGUGCCAACAAGGGCGACACCAACACCGACGUCGGCUACCCCAAGGGCCUCUUCGACCCCAUGGGAUACGCCAAGGACCCCAAGAAGGCUGAGGAGCUCAAGCGCAAGGAGAUCGCUAACGGCCGCCUCGCCAUGGUUGCCAUCGUGGGUUGCUUCGCGCAGGCCAUCUCCACCGGCACCGGUCCCGUCGACAACCUCUUCACCCACCUCGCCGACCCCGGCCACAACAACAUCUUCGGUUAAAUUCAUAACUUGGGAGUGCUUUGUGUUGGGAGAAGAAAAAUGAAGAUGAAGAGGCAGAGUACGGAGGAUGUGAAUACCGUUUAGAGUGCUGUAGAGCUGGUUAAUAACUGAAACCGGAGGAAAACAAACGCU